Molecule: messenger RNA, 1365 nt
Organism: Brachypodium distachyon (stiff brome)
Lineage: Eukaryota; Viridiplantae; Streptophyta; Magnoliopsida; Poales; Poaceae
Product: UDP-glucose 4-epimerase 1
Exons: 9
Coding region: 73-1131 (352 amino acids)
Biological process (GO): rRNA processing; galactose metabolic process
Cellular component (GO): cytosol
Molecular function (GO): UDP-glucose 4-epimerase activity; RNA binding
Source: RefSeq, a predicted model, not a curated record
GCCCAAGGAGGAGAAGGAGAACUCAAACCCCGAUUGAUCGAGAAGAGAAGCGAAGGAAGAAGAAGAGAGAUCAUGGUGUCUGCUGUGGUGCGGGCGAUCCUGGUGACGGGGGGCGCGGGGUACAUCGGGAGCCACACGGUGCUGCAGCUGCUCCAGCAAGGGUUCCGCGUCGUCGUCGUCGACAGCCUCGACAACGCCUCCGAGGCGGCGCUCCACCGGGUCCGACAACUCGCCGCCGCCAACGCCAAGAACCUCGACUUCCGCAAGGCUGACCUUCGUGACAAGGGAGCACUGGAGGACAUCUUCUCUGCCCAAAGGUUUGAGGCUGUGAUUCACUUUGCCGGCCUGAAAGCUGUUGGCGAGAGCGUCCAGAAGCCCCUGCUUUACUAUGACAACAACCUCAUUGGCACAAUCACUCUUCUCCAAGUCAUGGCUGCACAUGCUUGCAAGAAGCUAGUGUUCUCAUCAUCAGCCACUGUCUACGGGUGGCCCAAGGAAGUGCCCUGCACUGAAGAAUUCCCACUUUCAGCAAUGAACCCCUAUGGGCGAACAAAGCUUGUUAUUGAGGACAUCUGCCGCGACCUCCAGCAAUCAGACCCUGAUUGGAAGAUUAUACUACUUAGGUACUUCAACCCAGUUGGCGCUCAUCCAAGUGGAUACAUCGGUGAAGACCCACUUGGAAUCCCAAACAACCUGAUGCCGUUUGUCCAGCAAGUAGCGGUUGGGAGGCGGCCCGCGCUUACAGUUUAUGGGACCGACUACAAUACAAAAGACGGAACAGGGGUACGUGACUAUAUCCAUGUCGUCGAUCUGGCUGACGGCCACAUAGCAGCCUUGAGGAAGCUGUACGAAGAUUCUGAUAGAAUAGGGUGUGAAGUGUACAACCUUGGCACUGGAAAGGGAACAUCUGUGCUGGAGAUGGUUGCUGCGUUCGAAAAGGCCAGUGGAAAGAAAAUCCCGCUGGUUUAUGCCGGGAGAAGACCUGGAGAUGCUGAGAUUGUGUAUGCUGCAACUAGCAAAGCUGAGAAGGAGCUGAAAUGGAAGGCAAAGUAUGGCGUGGAGGAGAUGUGCAGAGACCUGUGGAACUGGGCGAGCAACAACCCUUACGGAUAUGGAUCCGGCGACAAGUGAUGAGCAAGAAAAUAACAGACCCAGCCAGCGCUAGUAUGUAAUAUAGUUUUAGUCGUGGUCAUCUAUAUAUCUAGAGGAGCUAAUUAAUUAAAUUAUUAAUAUCCAGCGUACGUGGAGUAGAAGAAAUAAUAAACAUACAUAGUAUGUAGAAAGUGAUAUUGUUUUGUUGAGUCAUGGAAUAACUAGUAUGUGUAUAAUUAUGUUGGUUUGGGUUUGUUUGAUUCAUUUGUGUCU